UUUUGCCUUUAUAAUACCAAUCUCGGACUUGGUUGCCUUGUCUCAGAUUCUGCUAAAGGAAAAUCUCUUUUUUUUUCUUCCACAUCGAAAAAAGCUUUAAUCUUUCUUCCAUCUCUCUUUCUCGUUCUCAGAUCUUGGAUUGACCGUACAGAUCGUUGACCUUUCUUCCUGAAAUCGGAAUCUGGGUUUCGCAUAAAAAUCAAACCUUUCUCCGGCCAGGAGCUCGAGACUAACAAUUUAAACAAAAAAGGUUGAGUCUUUGGAUUUGGGUAAUGAUGUUGUGAGCUAGUAUGGAACUGAUCGUCACACGAAAACAAGAAUAAAAAGAGAGAGAUGACGCUUUACAUUCGUCGCGAAUCUUCCAAGCUGUGGAAGAGAUUUUGCUCGGAGAUUACGACAGAGAUCGGUCUUCUCGCUGAGAACUGGAAGUACCUUGUCGCUGGUAUUAUCUGUCAGUACAUUCAUGGUUUAGCUGCUAAAGGAGUUCAUUAUAUUCAUCGCCCAGGACCUACUCUCCAGGAUCUUGGCUUCUUUCUUCUUCCGGAGCUUGGUCAAGAGAGAAGCUACAUAAGUGAGACUGUGUUUACUACUGUAUUUGUUUCGUUUUUCCUGUGGACUUUCCAUCCAUUCAUCCUGAAAAGCAAAAAGAUAUACACCGUCUUGAUAUGGUGCAGAGUUCUAGCAUUCUUAGUUGCCUGCCAGUUUCUCCGUGUUAUUACAUUCUAUUCAACUCAGCUUCCUGGCCCAAACUAUCACUGUCGUGAGGGCUCUAAAGUUGCCAGGAUGCCAUGGCCCAAAAACCCUCUCGAGGUUCUCGAGAUUAACCCUCAUGGGGUGAUGUACGGAUGUGGAGACCUGAUUUUCUCAUCGCAUAUGAUCUUCACGCUAGUCUUUGUCCUUACUUACCAGAAGUACGGCACUAAAAGGUUCAUAAAGCUGUUUGGUUGGCUCAUUGCUUUCGUGCAAAGCCUCUUGAUCAUUGCUUCCCGUAAACAUUACACUGUCGAUGUUGUUGUUGCAUGGUAUACUGUGAACUUGGUGGUAUUCUGUCUAGACAAGAAAUUGCCAGGUUUGAUCUCAGACAACCCUUCUUUCAUAGAAACGAAACACUUGUUGUCUUAAUCUUGGCAGGGACUUGGUUUUUUCUCAUAUCUUUUUGUUCAAAUGUAUGUACUUCAGAGUUACCAGAUCGGACCACGGUGUUGCUCCCUGUAAUCUCAAAGGACAGAACGAAAGAAGAGAACCACAAGCUGUUGAAUGGCAACGGUGUUGAUCCUGCUGACUGGGUAAGCAACCUGAGCCUCUUUUUGUUCUCAUUCUCAACCUGAAACAAACCACACGGUUUGAUCUUUAAUGCUCUUUAUCUUUGAUCAGAGACCAAGGGCUCAAGUGAAUGGGAAGAUAGAUAGCAAUGGAGUCCACACUGAUAACUCAAUGAAUGGUGCAUGAAACUCGCCACCAGACUUGGGGACAUGAUCUAUAUAUGUAUGAAACAGCUGAUCAAUGGGCGUCAUGAAGACGACCUGUUUGUUGGUCUUGAAGUUGGACUACUUGAAUUCUGUAAGGGUGGUAAAGUUUUGUUUUUGGUCAUUGUUCCAGAAAAGAAGAAUAUUCAUAGAGAGAAGUGGGGUCUAUGUUAUUUUGUAUAUUUAUCCAGUUACUUAUUCCCCAAGUAAUCAUCUUUUGUUGGAUCAUGUUUUUUUUUUUUUUUUUCAUUUUAUGCCAAUUUUGUUACUAGAAACUGUGUUGAUCUUUGAGACUUUGUUAUGCAUUGUUUACACCUUGCACAUUCGUUUUCAAUUUGGAAUACUAAUCAAACUAAUGUUUAUUAGUAUUCAUGUACUUGUGUUUGAGUUUUCAUUUCAUUUCUCUCUAAAUUUGUUCAGCAUAAACAUCGAUGUUAUUUGGUACAUUAGUGAGGUG
Messenger RNA from Eruca vesicaria subsp. sativa (arugula), 1923 nucleotides. The record is from the annotation of a GenBank genome assembly. Lineage: Eukaryota; Viridiplantae; Streptophyta; Magnoliopsida; Brassicales; Brassicaceae.